AAGUGUUUUGAUGGCAUACCAGCUGGUAAUAACUUAACACUGCAUGCAUGUGAAUUCGAAACCUUUUUUGAGAACUGUAUAUCUAAUUGUCCUGCUGUAAUAACUGGUAUUAAUAUUACUAAUGACUUUACAUCUUCAGUUCUAAUGUCAUCAGUUCAUUCAUCAUCAGUAUCACUCACAUCAAUAGUAUUGACUACCCCAUCAACGACGUCUGUAUCAUUGAUAAUAUCUACUUCGCCAGUAGUUCCAACUACUUCCACUUUUAUAGUUACAACUAGUUCAUCAGCUCCAACUACUUCAUCAUCUACUUCAAAUAUUUCCUCAAUGAUGUCUUUACAAACAAGAAUGUUGACUUCUUUUGAACCAACUUCAUCAAUAAUAUCUGAAUUUGAAACAUUUCCUUCAUCAGUUCUGACUGCUUCAACUACUUCAUCAGUGUCAACUACUUCAACAGUACAACAAGUUACAAGUAGCUCCAUCAUAAGCAGUACUACAGAUACUCCUACCAUCAGUAGUUCUACUUCUAUCCGUACCACUAGAUUAACUAGUACAUUAGUGACAGGUACUUCAACUGCUAUACCCCCAUCAGUUCUAAUACCUUCAUUCCUAACUUCUACAUCCAUUACUCUUUCAACCCUAACUUCAUUAUUCCCAACUUCUUUAUCUUCAUCUCUAUUGCGUUCAUCUACAACUUUACUUUUGUCUUCAUCUUCAUCUCAAACUUUGUCAUCUUCUUUUAUUACUUCUUCUUCAUCCUCAAUGUCUUCAUCAACAACUCUGCCACCUUUGUCAUCAUCUUCUUCGUCCAUAAUCUCUUCUUUAUCCCCAAUGCCUUUCUCCAUGACUCCACCUUUCUCCUCAUCUUCUUCAUCUUUAACUUUGUCAUCAGUAACUUCUAUAACUUCUUCAUCCCCAACUCCUUCAUUGACGGCUCCUUCAUCCAUAUCUUCUUCUUCAUCAAUUAUUGGACUGGCUUCUGGAAUAUCAAUUGCACUACUAAUUAUAAUAAUUGUUGUUAUAGUAAUUGUAGCGGUAGCAGCAACAGUUCGAUUUAAAAAGAGAAGAGGAAAAAUGGAAGUGACUACUAGUAAUGUUUAUUCCACUGGACCAAAUAUGAUUCCAUUAAAUGGUGUAGUGAGAGAUGAUCCUCCUCCUAAUACUCCUCCAGCAGUAGUUCCCCCACCUAUUACACAGAG
Molecule: messenger RNA, 1196 nt
Organism: Amphimedon queenslandica
Lineage: Eukaryota; Metazoa; Porifera; Demospongiae; Haplosclerida; Niphatidae
Exons: 4
Source: RefSeq, a predicted model, not a curated record